GCAGAAAAACUGUGAAAUACCUAGAUAAGGGUAGCAAAAGACUCAGUUUUACCUGAAACUCUUGAAAGGUGAGACACAAGAUCAUCAUAUCCACUGCUGAAAGGUAUAAAAGGUGCAGAGAAAAAUGAAGACGAGCCCAUCCCAGAGAUGCAGUGGAGUGGUGGUGUUAUCCUAUGUGCUUCCUGCUGUACUUGGCUGAUCCUGAGCAGACUGAUGCAUACAGUCCUGUGCAUCCAUCCUGUUUGAAGGGGUGGGUUGUGCAGGUGAGUUUCUGGCUCCUUGUGCCUUCCUGCUGCCGUGCUCCCGGUCUGAUGCUGUGGAUGCUGUCUGGCAGACACUGGACACUGCUGCAGGCAGACUCUUGGGCUGUCUUUGAAGAAAGCAAACUCACCAGUCCUUAACCAGCCAGCAAAGAUUUUCAAACCCAUGUGGAAGAAAUAAGCCUAGAAGUUCUCUCAGAGAAGAUACACUAUAGAAAGAUAGGGUUAGGAGGUGGAGACUUCCCAGCGCUGCCUGUAGCUGAAUCACAGCUGUAAAACGCUGCCAUAAAGCCUGUGUGGAUUCCUAGUAAGAUGGAUGCUCUACAUAAGUUGAAGAUUUUGGUGAUGUUUCUGUCUCUGGCUACUUUCACGGUCAUGGUGAUAAUGAAUGCUGGGAAUGCCACUGGUACUUUCAAAGGUCUGUUCAGGACAACCCCUGGAAACAUCUCAGCCAAGUACAGCACUGAUUUCACACCAGCUGGCUGGACUUUCCUCAUCUGGAAUGUCAUCUAUGCCUGGCAGCUUGCCUGGCUCCUCUACGCCUUGUCAGGGAUCUGUCGAAGGAAUGAACUUGGAUAUGUCUUCAUAAAGCCAGACUUGCUGCCAACACCUUUUUAUGUGGCAUGGUGUCUGAAUAAUUGCCUCAAUGUUGGAUGGCUCUUUCUGUGGGACCGAGAAUACCUCCUUCCAGCUCUGGUGUUCCUGGCAGUCCUCUCUCUUACCACAUGUGUCUCCCUUUUUGUUUCCCACCGAGCCUUGAGCAUCCAUUCCUCGUGGUUUGUGAAGGCACACAAAGCUGAGCUCUGGCUCAUCCGUGUUCUGGUGCAGAACGGGCUGGCCCUGUACGUGACAUGGACCAGCAUCGCCACGCUGCUGAACUUCGCCAUCGUGCUGAUCUACAAGUGGAACGUGCCCAAUGAGAAAGCAACCACUGCUUCCCUGAGCAUCCUGGCUCUCAGCCUGGUGAUAUGGUUUUAUCUAGAAAACUACUUUCUCGACAAGUAUGUCCGCUAUAACCUCACAGUCUACCCAGUGGUGAUAACAGCUCUGACUGGCAGCGCGUGCAGGAGCGGCUCGUUUUCAUCCCCGCUGACCAACGAUGUUUUUAUAGUUGUUCUGCUGGCACUGACGUGCUUGAUCUUUGCUGUUCGGCUGGGACUAGUCACAUGGAGACACUGGAAGAGACCACUGGAAGCAUCAGAAUCCCGAGGUCCAUCAGGCACAGUGGCCUGAGACCUCUGUGCACUUUGGGCUGAUACUUGAAAGGGAGAAAAAAGAAUUGGGCAUGUGCUGGUCCUUCCUUCCUGUACCCAUUUCCUGUGAAUGUCUUUCCUAUUCUCCAUUCCAAAUGCAGAUGUCUUGUGUCUGCAAAUGUGUCUUGCUCCCACAUUCCCUCGGAUCAGCUACUCACAACCCUGUCUUGAAUUCCUUUGAUUUUACCCUGGAAAAGUUCAGGAAAAGAUCCUGAGCAGCCCUGUGCACCUUUGUGAUGCCUGCGCUGUGACUCUUCUCCUGCCAGUGCAAGGAGGGCUGCCAACAGGCACCCAGCAGGCUUGCACACACAGUUGUUUUUUCCUUGGUAGCUCACUUUCUUUGAAGCGCAGAUCCAAGUGAACUGUCCCUGGGGUUCCACGGAAGCAGUGGGAGGUCUGUCAUUCCCUUGGCCACUGGUGCUGAGCAUCCUCAAGCCCUGGUGCUGUCAGCAGAUCUCCUUCAGGCAGCCACUGCUCCUUUUCUGCUUCUCUUCAGCAUGACAGGAGCAGAUACUACAAUUUGAUAUCUACCUUUGCAGUGUCAGCUCUGCUGUUUGAUAUUCAUGGGAUCGGGGGGAGUGACUGAAGAUUUCUGACACAAAUGUAUUGCCUUUCCCUGAGCUGUGCACAGCUUGGGCUGGCUGGAUGUCUCUCACUGGGGGAGAGUUUGUGGCUACUCUGGAAGGAGGUUAGAUGUACAGAUGAGCAAGCACCUGAUCUAGGGUGAAGCCUGAUGCUUCAAAGGAAGCCUGUUUAAAAAAAAAAAAGAAAAAUUGAACUGGUAGAGCGAGUUCACCCUGGAUCAGUGCCUUCUCAUGUGGCUUCACCACUUCUGAGUGGGGAUUAGGAAGCCUAAAACUGGAUUAACUGAGUUUUUGGACCACUGCCUUUCCUUCCUGUGCCUAAUUGAGAGUUGGUGGUGCUUCACAGGUGUCUGGAAAGUCUUUGCAUCAGGAAGGUGCUUUCAGUGCAUCCUGUAGCAUUAUUAACACAGCUAAAUUCUAUAAUAACAUGAGCUGUUGUUUACAUCUAACAAAAAACCAAAAGCAGUGUAAUGCAAUUCCUCUCAUCAUUCUGGUGUGUUUUUUAAAAAUUUUCAAAUAAAUAAUCUAAUUCUACCACUCUGA
Molecule: messenger RNA, 2640 nt
Organism: Serinus canaria (Common canary)
Lineage: Eukaryota; Metazoa; Chordata; Aves; Passeriformes; Fringillidae
Exons: 11
Coding region: 573-1493 (306 amino acids)
Source: RefSeq, a predicted model, not a curated record